GCUGCCGGAGUUGGGGGGGCCGGCUCGGGUCUCCACCUCUCUGUGUGGGUAGGAGCGGGGGUGUGCGGCCCUUAAGCUCCCCCCAGAAGGGCUUUCACGGGGAGGGGGCGCAGCGCUCUGGACGUGGUGCCCGCUGAGCGCCCCGCGUCCCGGGAAAUGCCCCCUUCCCGAGAAGCUGACGGCCAUGAUGCAAGUAUGGACAUAAUAGCCUAUGAUGAUUACUCCAGUCCACCGCUUCAGAGAUAUUGAAAGGAAACCUGAAUACCUCCAGCCAGAAAAGUGUGUUCCACCUCCUAGCCGUGCUUCCCUGGGAACAAUGUGGUUUAUUCGAGAUGGCUGUGGUAUUGCAUGUGCUGUCGUUACCUGGAUGCUGGUGUUCUAUGCCGACUUUGUAGUCCUUCUUGUCAUGCUAGUUCCAUCAAGAGAUUAUGUUUAUAGUGUCAUCAAUGGCACACUGUUCAACACCUUGGCUUUCCUCGCUUUGGCUUCACAUUUUCGUGCUAUGCUGACAGAUCCAGGUGCUGUACCCAAAGGUAAUGCCACAAAAGAGUUCAUCGAGAGUUUACAGCUAAAGCCAGGGCAGGUGGUUUACAAGUGCCCAAAGUGUUGUAGCAUCAAACCUGACAGAGCACAUCACUGCAGUGUUUGCAAGAGGUGUAUUCGGAAAAUGGACCAUCACUGCCCGUGGGUCAAUAACUGUGUAGGAGAGAAUAACCAGAAGUACUUUGUACUGUUUACAAUGUAUAUAGCACUGAUUUCCCUGCAUGCUCUAAUCAUGGUGGGAUUUCACUUCUUGUAUUGCUUUGAAGAAGACUGGACAAAAUGCAGUUCCUUCUCUCCACCAACUACAGUGAUUCUUCUCAUCCUCUUGUGUUUUGAGGCUCUCCUGUUUCUCAUCUUCACCUCGGUUAUGUUUGGGACCCAAGUACACUCCAUCUGCACUGAUGAAACGGGUAUUGAGCGUCUUAAAAAUCAGAAGCCAACCUGGGAGAAGAUCAGCGGCUGGGAAGGAAUGAAGCUGGCAUUCGGUGGUGCCUUCUCUUUGGGUUGGUUCAACCCUUUUUCGAACCUGAACUGCAAGAGCCCAGCGCCGGCCGAAGCGGCGGCAGCCGCUCCUGCGUCUGCAAUAAUGUCCCAAGAAGAAAUCGAGCAGUUUCUCGCUCGAGAUGUUGCCGUCCAAAUGUUACAGGAAUAAGCAAAGCAUCCUCCACAAUGUCAGGAGCAGCUUUCAGGUGUUUGGUUUUUUUGUUUUUUUUUUUAAGUAAUUACUUGCGCUGGAGAUUUGAGGGGUUGUUUUUUAACAUACUUUUGGUGCAUUGAGAAAAUCAGGAGUAUUUAUCUGGAAGCCAGGAACAGCACUAGCAGAAGCAAUGCAAAUCUCCAGAGAAAGCUUUGUAAGUGAUGAGAUCCGUAAGCUCCUUUCUGGACUUGCGUCAACUGCUUUACUGAGCUUUUCUUAUUUGUCCUUUAAGGAAAGUUUAUAACUGUCGGAUAGGUUGGUCCCAGCUCCCAGAAACGUGCAGUCCUAAGGAGUCUGGUUCAUCUUUUGUUUUUAGCCUUUUGGAGGGCUAAAUGAUAAAUCCUGUGCAAUGGCCAGAUUAGCCCAGCUCUAAAGGUUUCCUUGAAAAACACAUCCUUCUUGGCUCAUCCCAUGGAUGCUGCCUCUGGAUUAUGAAAGCUGCUGGUGCUCAGGUGUUAGCAGAGGGGGGGCACGGGGCUAUGGCCGUAGCAGAUGGGCGAGCUCACCCUGUCUGUAAUUCCUUUGAGCUCUGACUUAUCUCCAGGGGUAGAUUUUAACCCUCUGUGCUUGUGGGGCUGCCCAAGGCUGGCGCUGCUUGUCGGAGCCGGCGGGCUGUGGCCAGCACAGCCGGGAGCGGGCAAGUAUUGGCCGGGCUGUCGAGCUGCUGGUGGGGGGAGUCUUUGGCCCCGGGGCCGCGGUUCGCUGGCACGUAGGAGGUGUGGGGAGGGAGCUGCCUGGCCGAACUCUGCAGCCCAGAAAGCAGGCAGCUGGUCCAGGCCAGGCACCGGGGCUAUUUCUGCGGUCGAAGAAGAAGAGGGAGACGUGAGCAGCCUGCUGGUGGAGGUACUGGCUCUCUCCAUUUAACUUGUCUAAUUUAGAUGUCGCUCUUUUUUUUUUUUUUUUCUUGAUAAUUAGAAUUAGUUGAGAAUGAAUAUUGCCUCUUAAUCUCACUGGUGUUUAACGUUGUACUAUUAGUACUUGCCAUUAGGCAGAGUUUCCUAACACUAAUUUUGCAGCUAGCUCCUGGUAAACGUUGGUGAACCCACAGAGGGAAGAUGCAUCGCUCAAGGAAGGUGUCACUGCGGGUGGCAAUAGUUGCAGCAAAGUCUUGCAGAGGUGAUGCUAGCCGCUGCAUUCAGAUACGCUACAAACAUCUGGCAUGCUCUAGAUGUCAGUGUAGUUUUAAUUUAGGUUGGUUUUAAUUUUUUUUUUUUUUUCCUUCCUGUUGUCUCCCUUAGCUUAAUGGUCAGUAAAUUUUGCAGGAUAUUAGACACGUGCUCCUGGUUUUCCCCCACAGGACAUGCCUGAUUUUAUCUCCCCCUCCCCUGUAAUGCAGACCAAAGAUAAUUGCUUCCUCUCGAAAGUAAGAGAAAGGAGUUUUGAGGAUGAAAGCAUGGUAUUGUGAAAGACCUAUAUGAAGUUUUUACUAUUUAUAGAAGCAAUACCAAAUUAAAUUUGUACAUUUUUUUUUCUUUUUUCCCCCUAGAAAAGUAUCUUAAUAAGAAUUAAUUGUGUGACAUUCAGGGCUACUGGGGAAGGAUGGGAUUAUCUCUCGGACUUGUCCUCUGCCACAGCAGUCCCUUUUCCUGGCAAAGUGUCUGGGAACAAGUGGAAUGCCGUGACUGUUAGGAGCACAGCUUGGCUAAAACCCCAGGGGUAUUUCCAAACAGUCAUCCCAUCCCCUAACCCCUCUGGAUGUCUCCUCUUUUGUCAAUGAAAAAUAGAUUUAGAAAAAAUCAUUAGGAACUGUGUAUUUAUACAAACCUUUUUAGUAAAGGGAAACACCCUGCAUCUGGGGGGAAUUGAGGUGUCCUCUCGUGUCAUUUAGACAUGAGGUCUUGAAUGUCUUUCCCAGUGCAGCAGUGUGAUAGUGAGGGAAGGAGCUCUCCUCCUUCUGCACCAGCCUAUGUUCCUCUCUGUCAGCGUCCCACAGCAAAGGGACAUCAGGGGCAGACACAGAUCUGUAAAGGAUUUCCCUAUAGGGAGCAGUAGGGAUGUUGAAGUAGGAAAAGCAAGAGUACCCUUUUUAGCUCAUGUUUUCUAAUUUUGGCUUGCUGCUCGGCCUCUGCACCCAGUUCACAUCCCUGCCGCAGGUGCCGUGUCUGCAGUGGGAAUGGUGCUACAGCGUCCCACGGGGAGAAACCAGUUAACGGCUGAAAAUCACCUUGAGGCAGGCACAUGGGGGUCUCAGAUUGGGAGGGACCCCCUCGCACUGCGUUUUGGUGAUGCUCCUCAGGACGUGGACCCCUCUUACGUGGCUUCAGGUAGGCAUGGACGGAGGCAGCGCCUUUCCUCCUUCGCUCUCAAAGCUGGUUCACCUCGUCACGAGAAGAGGCAUCCUUCGCUUCUGUUUCCCACCUCCCGUGUUGUUCCUCAGGUGCUGGCAGUUCUAGGUUUGGUUUUUUGUUUUUUUUUUUUUUUUUUUUUUUUUAAUAGCUGAGAAGGAAAAGCAGUGUGAAGAGGAAGGUGAGAGUCGGAAUGGCCACCUCCCUCCCUCCCAUAGCGCGGUUACGGUCCGAGUGAGAGACGGGGACAUGUCCCUGUGCCUUACCCAGAGCCGUGGGCAGCCAGCCCAGCCCCGGCUCUGGUGCCCACCAAAGCCUGGUGGGAUGACUUCCUACAUCCAGCAAAUCAGUUCUGGUGUCUCUGGGCUGUCGGUCUCCCUCAUCCUCCUCUUCUCCCUCGCCCCCAACCAAGUCCCAGUACCCCUUGGUGCUCCUCUCUGUCUCGGUACAGUGUGGCAACUGCCAGAAAUUGCAAGAGUCUUCACAAGUUGGAAAACGGUUUUAGCCACAGCUCUAACAUAAACUUCCUUCUUUCAUGACUACCUGGUAGCUUGAGACCAAAUGUGAUUUUCAUGAAAUUGAAACCAAACCCACCGUUUUCCUUCCCUCCACGCACUCCUUGCCCCUUGUUAAAUUGUGCCUUUUGUCUUCAGGCCAUGCUGCUAUGGUCCCGGCUGGCUCGCCGGGCCCCAGGGAAGGUGCUCUUUGAGAGCACGCUUGUGGUGCCACAAACACGGGGGGGGGGCCAGGGAGGGUGCUCCCCCUACACUGCUCAGUGUGACAUGGUCUGCUAGAGAUCCCAGCCCUGCUCCGGCAUGGGGUGUCAAUACGUGAUGGACAGGGUCACGGCGGACGUGGAAAGCGUACUUAUACUUCGUAUCUGGUGUCUUCUACAGCAGAUUUUCUAUGCAAGUAAAGAAUACAGUUUUGUAAAUAUA
Molecule: messenger RNA, 4463 nt
Organism: Tyto alba (common barn owl)
Lineage: Eukaryota; Metazoa; Chordata; Aves; Strigiformes; Tytonidae
Gene: ZDHHC3
Product: zinc finger DHHC-type palmitoyltransferase 3
Exons: 7
Coding region: 212-1195 (327 amino acids)
Biological process (GO): peptidyl-L-cysteine S-palmitoylation; protein targeting to membrane
Cellular component (GO): endoplasmic reticulum; Golgi apparatus
Molecular function (GO): protein-cysteine S-palmitoyltransferase activity
Source: RefSeq, a predicted model, not a curated record